Molecule: messenger RNA, 1914 nt
Organism: Melitaea cinxia (Glanville fritillary)
Lineage: Eukaryota; Metazoa; Arthropoda; Insecta; Lepidoptera; Nymphalidae
Gene: Scgalpha
Exons: 10
Coding region: 170-1735 (521 amino acids)
Cellular component (GO): sarcoglycan complex; membrane
Molecular function (GO): calcium ion binding
Source: RefSeq, a predicted model, not a curated record
AAAUACGCCUCUGUAGGGCGUGCCUCCGCUCAUGAACACUGGCUAAAGCUAUUUUGUCCCUAACCUUUCAUAUAUAAUUUGUACUUUAUAUUUUAAUAUGGAAAUCGAUGGCUACAUGUCUAUUUUCAUGAAAUAGGUCAGAUUCACAAUUCACUCUACAUCACAGAAAAUGAUGGUAAUACCAUUAUGGACGUUGUUAUUGGCUAAUGCGGUAUUGGGGCAUGUUUACAAUGCGGUCGAGACAGAAAUGUUCGCGAUACCAAUCAGCCCCAAUUUAUUUAACUGGACAUACCAAGAAUUCGAUCAGCAGUACCGUUUCCAUGCAUCACUGAUAGGAAAACCAGAACUACCGUCAUGGCUUCGUUACAUAUACAGCGGAAGACACCACUCUGGGUUUAUUUUCGGCACGCCACCACGCAACACGAAAACUCCUAUAACUCUGGAAGUUAUUGGCCUAAACAGACAAGACUAUGAAACACGACGAGUGUUACUGAAUCUCAAAGUUCAACCUAAACAGAAUAUGGCCAAACAUGAGGUAGAAUUAAAAAUCGACAAUUUAAACGUUGAAGACUUACUAGAUGAGCACAGAAUGACACGUCUUAAAGAUAUUCUCAGGACGAAAUUAUGGACUGAGAGUAGCAAGGAUUUGUACCCUACUUUCCUUGCUUCUGCAAUUGAUUUAGGAGCAAGAUUGCCUUUAAAACCGAGUGAUGGCGAGGGUCUUGUAGUUAGACUUGGUAGUUCAGUUCCAUUUUCUUCCGAACUAAAACGGCUAAGAGAAGAAGUUCGACCACUCUCCCGUUUACCGAGCUGUCCAAGAGAAUACAAGAGAACUACAGUGGAGAGAUUGUUUAGAGAUGCUGGAUUUACUCUCGACUGGUGCAGUUUUGAAUUGUACAACACAGUGUACAGAGAACGCACAACAGAGCGCCUAGAGUAUCUAACGGAAGCACCCAGUAGCGGCGGGCCUCACGAGGACCGGCGGGCGGGGCGCGCGCGGCGGGCCCCGGCACGGCACGGCCUGCCGGCGCGCUCCCUCGCGCGCGCGCUGUGGGCGGCGGGCGCGGCGCCGCUCGUGCUGCUGCUGCUGUGCACCGCUGCGCUCUCUGCCACCCUCUGCCUGCACUAUGCCGCUGUACGCGAUGCCGUUUCCGAGCUAUUCCUUGAUGAUAUCUUUCACAUCUGUGAAGAUUAUAGAAACCGAAGAGCUCACAAAUCAGCUAAAGUCGAACUAUGCAGGUGGGGCACUGGCAACACUGAGCAGACGCAAGCUGAUAACUGCAGUAGUAAGAGUGUCGGAGUCAGCCCAAACAACAGCCUCGUCAGACCAUACAGUCCUAAAUCGACAACCAACCUCGCAGCCAACUACAACCGACCGCAGCCACCUCCAUACAUCGGCUCCACUACGAAUUCUCUCCACCACAGGAAAUCAAACGAAAAGACACCAACCUCCCACACCCCAGAACAUAAUCGAGGCCAUUUAGCUUUAGAAGAAUCUCUCAAAUUACUAAACGAUGCUAAUAUCUCAAAUGAAUUCGAUAAUUUGAUACUUCGAGACCAAAUAGUUGAUUUGAACGACGGUACAGACGACUAUGUACCGAUAAAAUCGGAAAUGGCCGGUUAUUUGUCGAUGAAAGCGGAUAAAACCGGUUAUACCAACAUGAAAUCGGAUUUAGAUGAUAUUGUUGUACCGGAAUUAGCGAAAUAUGGGAUUUCCGGUAUCGGACAGAUUUGACAUGAAGCUGAUGGUUCGAAACCGCCUGUUAAAACUUGGUUUUGUUAAGGAAUUAACGCCUAGUCUGUUUGAAUGUUUAUUGGACAUAUAUAAUCAAUUAAUAAAAUAAGGGCAUGUUUUACCGGUAGCUGAUAAAGAUAUCUGACUUAUAACGGUACCCAAUAAAAGUUUGUGAUAAA